AUGUCGAAGUCAACCAAGCGCGCGCAUGACUUCGUCGACCUUACAGGCGAUGAUGAAAGUGAGACGCGUCAGAAACGGCCUGCUCUAAACGGUCCAGCCAGUCAACACCAACACCAGGACCGUCCUGGACAAGGUGGAACUAGUGUCUACGGAGGUGGCUCUUCAUCACAGAAUGCGCCAUCAUCUACAGCCGAACCUGAUUAUCUUGACCUGACUCAGGAUGAUGAAGGCCCUCCCCUUGAACUCUAUGGGACAUUUCAUGGGAAGAUUGUCGGCGUGAGAUAUUACGCAGGAUACGCAUCACCAGGAG
Messenger RNA from Fusarium pseudograminearum CS3096, 310 nucleotides. RefSeq lists its product as uncharacterized. NCBI's taxonomy places the organism in Eukaryota, Fungi, Ascomycota, Sordariomycetes, Hypocreales, Nectriaceae. The record is from RefSeq and is a predicted model, not a curated record. The annotation marks the transcript as partial. The transcript is spliced from 2 exons.